Molecule: messenger RNA, 4208 nt
Organism: Phyllostomus discolor (pale spear-nosed bat)
Lineage: Eukaryota; Metazoa; Chordata; Mammalia; Chiroptera; Phyllostomidae
Gene: ARSB
Product: arylsulfatase B
Exons: 8
Coding region: 167-1765 (532 amino acids)
Source: RefSeq, a predicted model, not a curated record
GCGCGGGGGAAGAGCCGGCGGGGGCUGCGGUGCCGGCCUCUCCAGCCCGUGCCCGCUGGGGGUGAAGUCCCGGGGCGGGGCAGGCCCCGGCCGCCCAGUUCCUGAUUCUAUAAGCGGUGCCCUGGGCUGCUGGCGCCACAAGCGCGGGGGCCGUGCGCGGCGAAGGAUGGGCCCGCGCGGCGCGCCGACCUUGCCCCGAGGCCCUGGCUCGCGGCAGCCGCUCCUGCCCGCCGUCCUCCGGCUGUGGCGGCUGCUGCUGCUGCCGCUGCUGCCGAGCGCCGGAGCCGGCCGGCCGCCCCACCUCGUCUUCGUGCUGGCGGACGACCUGGGCUGGAACGACGUGGGCUUCCACGGCUCCCGCAUCCGCACGCCGCGCCUGGACGCGCUGGCGGCCGGCGGGGUGCUCCUGCACAACUACUACACGCAGCCGCUGUGCACGCCCUCGCGCAGCCAGCUGCUCACCGGCCGCUACCAGAUCCGCACAGGUUUACAACACCAGAUAAUCUGGGCCUGUCAGCCCAGCUGCGUUCCUCUGGAUGAAAAACUGCUGCCCCAGCUCCUGAAAGAAGCAGGCUACACUACCCACAUGGUCGGAAAAUGGCACCUGGGAAUGUACCGGAAAGAAUGCCUUCCAACCCGCCGAGGAUUCGAUACCUACUUUGGCUAUCUCCUGGGCAGUGAAGAUUACUAUUCCCAUGAGCGCUGCGCAUUUAUCAACGCUCUGAAUGUCACACGAUGUGCUCUUGAUUUUCGAGAUGGUGAGGAAGUUGCAACAGGCUAUGAAAAUAUAUAUUCAACAAACAUUUUUACCCAAAGAGCUACAGACCUCAUAGCUAACCAUCCACCAGAGAAGCCUCUGUUUCUCUACCUCGCUCUGCAGUCUGUCCACGAUCCCCUCCAGGUGCCCGAGGAAUACCUGAAACCGUAUGAGUUUAUCCAAGAUAAGAACAGGCAUCACUAUGCAGGGAUGGUGUCCCUUAUGGAUGAAGCAGUGGGAAAUGUCACCGAAGCCUUAAGAAGCCGUGGGCUCUGGAACAACACAGUGUUCAUCUUCUCCACAGAUAACGGAGGGCAGACGUUGGCCGGGGGCAAUAACUGGCCCCUUCGAGGGAGAAAGUGGACCCUGUGGGAAGGCGGCGUCCGCGGCGUCGGCUUCGUGGCCAGCCCCUUGCUGAAGCAGAAGGGUGUGAAGAGCCGGGAGCUCAUCCAUAUUUCUGACUGGCUGCCCACCCUCGUGAAGCUGGCUGGGGGGAGCACAAACGGCACCAAGCCUCUGGACGGCUUCGACGUGUGGAAAACCAUCAGUGAAGGAAGCCCAUCCCCCAGAACGGAGCUGCUGCACAACAUCGACCCCGGCUUCGUGGACAUUUCUCCGUGUCCUGGAAACGGCACAGCUCCAGCAAAGGGUGACUCUUCUCUUCCAGAAUAUUCAGCCUUCAACAUGUCUGUCCAUGCCGCAAUUAGAUACAAAAACUGGAAACUCCUCACGGGCUACCCAGGCUGUGGUCACUGGUUCCCUCCACCGUCUCAAUACAAUGUUUCCGAGAUACCCACAUCGGACCCACCGAACAAGACCCUCUGGCUCUUUGACAUUGAGAAGGACCCAGAAGAAAGGCAUGACCUGUCAAGGGAAUACCCCCACGUCGUCAAGCAUCUCCUCUCCCGGCUCCAGUUCUACCACAAACACUCAGUGCCCGUGUACUUCCCGGACCAGGACCCCCGCUGUGAUCCGAAGGGCACUGGGGCUUGGGGCCCCUGGAUGUAGGGUUUGGGGCAUCCUCGGGUAGGGGCUGGGAAACCUUUCUGUGGCAGGCGGGACUUCAGACCUUUACUCAUGUGACUUUCGUCUCAUUUGUUCUCCCAACCUGGGUUCACCUGUCCCCUCCCUUGCUCCUAAACCAUAAUGACGUGUCUCAUGUCAACGCCUAGUGCACUUAAGAAGCUGAUAAAAUCUGGAGCACUCCCACGGUUGGCUGGAGGGAGUGUCUAAAGGAGAGGGUGAUUGGGUUCAUCCCCUUUUCCGGAGCCCAAGCCGUGGGACGGCCGGGAACUUGAUCUGGAGUAGGAAGUGACGGAGUCCUGGAGGCUGGAGCAGCUGGCUCCUUUUGCCUCACAAGUCAGAUGUUAGGUUUCCCUGUGCCAAUAGCCAGCUUUUAUUGGAGUGACUCACGUUUCUUGUAACAAAUGAAGGGAGCAGACAAUUGUUAAUGGUUCUCUCAGUCAGGGGCUCUCCCUGUCUGAGGAUCUAGGUCAGGCGUUCCCUGAGAAUAGCCCGCCCUGGUCAGCCCUCGCUCACCCACCUCAUCACUCAUCCCGUCAGGGAGCAUGAGGCCCGUUUCACUGUCAAGGCCAGUAUGGCAACAUGCCUGCUCCUUGGUUCUGUUUUUUACAGUAAAGAACUGUGUUUUUAUCCCCAAGUUUUCCCCCAGCCAUUGCUCAUUUUGUCUAGACUUCCCGCUACCCCCAGCUCUCCUUGGAUUUUUUCCCUUUUGACUCAGGCAUCCUGUGCCUAAGAAGCUGCUUUGCUUCUCCACUCUGAGCACCACCGGUGUUUGGAACUCUGAGCCCUGCCUUCCUUUUGUCCCUGAACCCAAGUGACAGCCCUGCCGGGAGAAGGUGGCCGGCUGCCUCCGUGAGCGUGCUCCUGAUAGACACGGAGAGGCCUGGGCGGGCGAGGCUUGGGUCUGUGUCAUCUGUCUGGUCAGGAUAUUUCUAGUUAUGUGGGGUUUGUUAUCAUGACUGUGGCUUUGUCUCAUAAUGUAGUGAGAGUCACACUGUUCUUCUCCAGCACUGAGGAAAAACGCCAGGAAAGGAUGCUGUGUUUCUGAGAUGAUGGUCGUGGGCAGCUUGACGAGGAAAUGGCCCCGUUUGGGAACCCGGGCUGUGGUAAAGCCAGGAAGGACACCCACGUUCCUCUCCCCCUCUCAGUGUCUCUGCUCUCACUGAGGUGCUGGGGUGGGGGAAAGAGGGUGCACAGUGUGACCUGCCGGCCCUUCCCAGUCCCGCUGACGCCCUAUUCACAGGGAUCGGUCUACGUUAGCUCCAAAAAGCGUGACUCAGAGGAGCAUGUGUAAAAACCGUACUCCUGUUUGCAUUAGCUCCACCGUUUCAUUCGCUGCUUACCACCAGUGCCUGGUACAUCAUAGAAGGCACUCAGUUCACUUUUUAAAAAACAAAUGAAUGGACACAUGAGCAAAUGAGAAAGCCUCGCACUGCGAGCUGUAUACAGGGAGAAUAUAAAUGUCUUCCAGCCGUUGUUUUUCUGUUCUCACGCUGCCCUCCCAGGGCAGGAGCAUGGUCCUCGUGUCUGGGCAGGCGCAGGAUACGCCACAGUGAAGUCACGGCGUCCACUGGGGUGGGGGGUGGAAUAUGCCACCGAAGGGACUCUUCUUUUGCCAGUAAUCCUCAGUUCAAUGUAUUCUUCGUAGGACACUAGACCCUAAAACCACCGAAUAAUAUGCUACAGCUCCUGCUACAGCCAUCCUUCAGUUGAGUAGCUGUGUUUUCCGGCCACUGCUGACUUGGAUUGCAUUAAAAUACAAUGGCUGGAAGGGAAUGGUGCUGGACCUGGGGACACGUUACCAACCCGCACCCCACUCCUGGGUGAGGAGACAGCCGGCCAGACGCUGUUGCCUCCCACUCCCAAGCCUGUGGCAGAUGUAUGAACUAACUGAGCCCACAUGUUCCUUCUGGAUCCAUCUCAUCCAUUAAUACUGCAGACCGGAGGCCGUGGGCAGCGACACCUCUUUGCUCUCCCUGCCGCGCCCCCGGCAGCCCUCCCUCAUUCUGGCACCGGCACUGCUGUGGCCAGGGUACUUGCUCCUCACUCAGUGGGCUUAGGUUUUAAAGACUGAUUUUCUGUAAACCGUUUAUCUGAGAUUUUGUUUUACCCGUAAUAGAACACAUCUUGUUAGAUUUUCUUUCUCUGUGCCACAAUGUGGACAGAUUCAUAGGUUGUCAUGAGCAGUAUUAAUUAUCAUUUCUUUCUGAAUCUGUUUACCUUUGAAGGCGGGAUCUGCUUAUGUAAUUGUUUUUUCUUUGUUACUUCACAGUUGUCCCCCACGUGGGGGACAAAAAUAAUUAAAUGUAUCUUUUAGAAUGUGACAGCUGUGCGUGGGGGGUCUCCACCUGGGCAAUGAAGAGUUUCUGGCGUGAGGCAGAGGUGACGGUCCCACGGCGUUGUGAAUGAACAAUGUCUCUGAAUUGUA